CGACGCUGGACGGUACGGUGAUGUACCCUGUAACUUUUGAGAUUUUUCGAAUCAAGUACGUGCCUUGCUAUUGUAUUAUCUCUGCCAAUACUCGUCAUUUCCUAGUGAUUUAGCUUCUACCGUCGAUCCACUAAUUCAAGAUGUUCAUAAAAUGAAAAGCUAUCAUCCAGGGUCCCUUGGGAGUCGGGAGUCGGGAGUCGGAUCAAUAUCACUAUCAUAAGUUCUCAAAUGCCUCAAGACAUUCGGAUAACGUUUGGCAGCAGUUUUUGUUUCGAUAAAACACCGUCGUCGAUGUUCCCUGUGACCUAAAACACUUUCUCCGUGACCUCGCUCUCAGCAUUCUUAACACGGCUAAUACAGCUCUCCGCGUCUCCGGGAUCCCAGAAUUCCAAGUCUGGGCUUGGUAUAGUCAUUAAAAAUUGAAUGGCAAUUAAACGUCAUCUUAUAGUCUGACGUGGGGCGUCGAGUUGAAAUGGCAGGUUUGCGCAAUCGUUGUUAGAGCACUCCUAAUUAAUUCCCAGUGUUUUGAGCUCCGAAUCGAAACACCUGCUGUCUUCUCGACUCGUCUCCGAUUUUGAUACACGUCACGAUGGGUCUCCGUUAACCUGCUCAAUAGAAUGCAGGACAAUAUUCAUUGGUUGAGCCGAUUGUAGUUAAGAACUCCCUUGAACUUGGCAAGUCGCAAGAAACUCGAUGGCACCUGUUGAUGGAAUUCCUCCCGAUAUUGCUAAAAUCGCAGGACCUAUUAUCAUCACUUUCAUGUUAGGCUCAAUCUUAUAUGGCGUACAGGUGCUUCAAGUUUACAUGUACUACCUUGCCUUCCCAAAGGAUCGAGGUUUCGUCAAAUACCUGGUCUACACCGUGUUUCUCCUCGAUACCCUGCAGACCGCAUUAUUCUUCCACGAUGCUUUCAAUAUCUUUGGUGCCGGGUUCGGUGAUCUGGCCAACCUCAGGGCGGCUCAUCUGACAGGCUUUAGCGUGCCUAUUCUUACUGGCUUAGUCAGCCUCAUGGUUCAAUCUUUCUAUGCUCGUCAAAUAAGAAUGCUCUCGCGUUCUACUAUACUGGUUGGAGUUGUCAUUGCUAUUGCUUUGGUCCAGUUCGGUGCAGCCAUAUGGACAGGUUAUCUUAUAUUCCGUGUUAACAACAACCACGGUCUUUCCCAACAGCAUUUUGUUCAGAGUUUGGUUGGCGGGAAGUGCCCUAUGCGAUACUAUGAUCGCUAUAGUGAUGACCAUCUAUCUCAUGAAAGCCAAUGCUGUUAUGAAGUCCACACAACUCAAAGUGGCACGUUCAAUUCGCCUGGUUAUCGAAACCGGUACUGCGACAGCGGCGGUCGCCAUCAUCGACUGCGUUCUCUAUAUCGUGUUCGAAAAGUAUUCCUACCACAUGCUGCCGUGCAGAAUAUUGGCCAAGAUGUAUUCAAACACGUUGAUGGUCAUCUUGAACAGUCGUAUGCGAUUCUCUGGUGGGAGGGACGAGGCGAGGUUGUAUCCGACGGUUAUCAACGAUUGGCCGGAAAAUAUUUUCGAGACGUGACCAGAAAUGCUGGAGUUGAGUAGGUAAACGGGGAGGCAUACUAAGACUGGUGGUAUAGCCUGGGUGGAUAUGGACGGGAUCUAGGGUAUCAGACGCUUGUCUGUACUUGGAUUGUAAGUAAGUGUAUUGCCAGCGGUUUCCUGUACGACGGCACUUAACCCCAAGUAUGGAUCUGGCACCACGGGUGGAGUGUAUCAUGAUGACUCGCUGUCUAGGGUCGUUGAAUACGUACAUAGGGUGUUUGUUGUACAUAUAUGUUCAAUGCCAAACCAAGA
This is a messenger RNA of Marasmius oreades (fairy-ring Marasmius), 1812 nucleotides long. RefSeq lists its product as uncharacterized. The record is from RefSeq and is a predicted model, not a curated record. Bases 694 to 1560 code for a protein of 288 amino acids. NCBI's taxonomy places the organism in Eukaryota, Fungi, Basidiomycota, Agaricomycetes, Agaricales, Marasmiaceae. The transcript is spliced from 11 exons.